Pogona vitticeps (central bearded dragon) is the source of this 6871-nucleotide messenger RNA. The record is from RefSeq and is a predicted model, not a curated record. Lineage: Eukaryota; Metazoa; Chordata; Lepidosauria; Squamata; Agamidae.
CCGGCGACGCUGCGGACGGAGCUGGGCUCGAACCUGCACCUGCUGAAGGGGCUGAACGUGCGCUUCCGCUGCUUCCUGGCCAAGGUGCACGAGCUGGAGCGGCGCAACCGGCUGCUGGAGAAGCAGCUCCAGGCGCAGCAGGAGAGCGAGCGCCAGCGGCGCCUCCGCUACAAGCGCUUCCCCCGGCACCAGGCCGUCCAGACCGAGCCGCUGCCUCCGCCGUCGCUGCCUCACUCGCACUCCCACCCGCCGCCUUCUUCUUCUUCCUCCUCCUCCUCGGCCGGGGUCUUCCCUUCGCCGCCGCCGCCCUCCUCGUCGCCCUACAGCCGCCUGCCCGGCACCAUCUGGAGCUACACGCAGGUGAGGCGGACGGGCGGCGGCGGCCUGGAGACCCUGCAAGGGCCCGGCGUCUCCUGGCUCCACCCGGACGGCGUUGGCGUCCAGAUCGACACCAUCACGCCCGAGAUCCGGGCCCUCUACAACGUCCUGGCCAAAGUCAAGCGCGAGAGGGACGACUACAAGAGGAGAUGGGAGGAGGAACUGGGGAAGCGCAUGAGUCUUGAAUCAAUGGUAGAGACGCUGCAAGAGGAAGCGCAAGAAGCCGAGGCUCUCCAGGAAGAGUUAAACGAGAAGAUUGAGAGGCUGAAAGCGGAGCUGGUGGUCUUCAAGGGUCUGAUGAGUGAUCCUAUGACAGACCUGGACACAAAGAUCCAAGAGAAAGCCAUGAAAGUGGACAUGGACAUCUGUCGACGCAUCGAUAUCACAGCCAAGCUGUGCGAUGUCGCGCAGCAGCGCAACUCGGAAGAUGUUUCCAAGAUAUUCCAGGUGGCGUCCAAGAAGAAAGAGCGGAAACUCCUUUCUGAUGACGACAUCUCGGAGCAGGACGCCGACAAUGCCCGCUUCUCGGACGACGAGGUCAGCUCCCUGAACAUCACGGACGAGAUGAAGAGGAUGUUUAAUCAGUUGCGGGAGACUUUUGAUUUUGAUGACGACUGUGACAGCUUGACCUGGGAAGAGAAUGAGGACACACUGCUUCUCUGGGAGGACUUUACUAACUGCAACCCCUCGAUUGAGCUCCAGGGAGAGCAAGAGGAGAACUUGGGCAACUUGAUCCACGAGACGGAAUCCUUCUUCAAAACAAGAGACAAGGAAUACCAAGAAACGAUAGGGCAGAUUGAGCUGGAACUGGCCACAGCCAAGAGUGACAUGAACCGCCACCUCCACGAGUACAUGGAGAUGUGCAGCAUGAAGCGGGGCCUGGAUGUCCAGAUGGAGACCUGCCGGCGGCUCAUCAAAGGCUCAGCUGAAAGAAACUCUCCGUCUCCCAGUUCAGUAGCUAGCAGCGACUCAGGAAACACAGACGAGAUCCAGGACGAGUUUGACCGAGACGCAGACGUGGAGCCCAUGGUCAGCUGAUAACGAACCAGGACAGGCUGCACAAAAGGAGAACAGAAAGGAAUCAGAGACAAGAAAACACAAAAACAAGAGCGUUCAAUACAGGGAAAUCAAAAGACUUCGUUCAGAGCCCUUGCCCGGGGUUCCUGGAGACUUGGUUUUUGUAGGCUUCGCCACCCCGUCCAAGGAUUGGUGCUGUAAAAAAAAAAAUUUCUACAAAUGACAAAUGUGGAGUUCUGUGCAGGAAAAUAAUAAUAAUAAUAAUAAUGGUGUUUUAAUUGUGCCUUUGCCCCAAGCUGAGCCAUUUGGAGCUCCACUGGCAUACCAUACCGCUUUUUAUAUUAAAAACUAACGAGUUAAAAAAUAUAUAUAUUCUGGUAGCAGAAAAAACAGGCGGCCACAAAAGAUUUGGACUGAAUGGGACUGUUGAAGCGAGGGGGCUCGGCAGCGAGUGAGUAGCCAAGAUCACAUUUGCAGGAGGCCAGACGGGGCCAGGUCUGUGCUUAUAAAACCGUUGAAACACACCCUCUCCGCUGUUUGCCUCAGCAAGGGGGGAUCUUUUGGGCCUCAGUGCCUGGAAGGUCAGCAGCAUGGAACCAGGUCCGCCGGCGUCCAGAAUCCCAUGAAGCUUGAGGGCAAGGCAGGAUGGUGCAAAGCACCUUGGAGGUGGGACUGUCGCUGUUUUUAAACUAUGCAAGGAAAAAAAAAGCCCCCACAAAACAAGCAAGGCGCUCGCCUUAUUUUUAACGCAACCUUUGGCCCUGCUGGGCUUCUGUAGCUCAUGCUGGAAGGGGAGCUGCGCUUUCACGGGGCAGUCGUCCUGGCCUUGGUGUGGGUCUCCCAUCACAGCAUGUGUUUUAAGGAUCCCUCCGUUUCUGAAUCCCAUCUCUCUCCCGCUUUAUACUUUUGCCAUCAUACUGAUUUUUUCCAAAAGUGUUUCUCUCGGAGAGGAGGCCCCAUUUGGGUACUGCUUUCCAAAGCGUCGAGGCACAGCAGUCGACGGGCCUGCCGUCCCCAAGGUCCGUGUUAAUAAAACUGUGUGGCAAACAAGCCGCAGGUACAGAUGGGGUUGCGGGGACAUGAUCUGUCCCAAAAUACACGGAGAAGUUCCGUUGGGCUGCAGGAGUCUCUGGAGCUGUGCUUGCUUUUCAGAUGCACUGAAAAUAAGUGUUCAAUGGUGGGAUUUGUUUUUUUUAAAAAUCCAGAGUAUUAACAAGCAUUCCUGAAACCAAGAUGUUGCUUGCUUGCACCUCCUCUCUAAGAAGCAUUGAGUCUCAUGCUCCUUUCCUGCCCCAGUCACACUUGAUGGUUUAAUAAAACCUGGGCUUUGGACUUUCCUUGGUCAAAGCGCUGCUAAACAUGGCAGGGGAUCGCUGCCUCUUUGGCCCGAGCAGGUUGUUCCUCAGUCAGAAAAGGGUCCGGCUGCAGAUCAUGUGUGCUACAUCCGCCAUACGUGUAGGCACUUUUGGCUUCAUGGUUAAAGCUGAUGUCAAGGGUGAGAGGUGUUGGGGAAGGGUGCCCAAAGGCUUUCUCGUUUCUGCCGGAAGGUUAUUCCUUACUUCAAACCGGUUGAGAAAGGAGCCUGACCCCCACCCCACCCUGAUUCUCUGAAACACCCUGUGCCGGAACUUUCUGCACUUUCUGAGAGAAAGAACCUUUCUGAGGGUAGAUGUUUGGGUUCAGAACUUGGGGAAAUUAAAUCCUCAGUAUGAAAACGGGCCUUGCCUGAACGUCCAGAUUUGCUGCUGGAAACUCAUGUUACUGCUGCUCCUUUCAGGUUAGAAGCUUUAUUCCAUAGGUCAGUGAGCAAAAGCUUGCUCUGUCUCUUUUUUUAUCCAGCAUUUGAUCGUUUUUCUCCUUCUGUGUGCUGUUUUUUUUUUUUUAAUUUUUGGAAAGAGGAACCCCAUUGCCGAGUGCUUUUUUUGCAACUUUUUUGCCUGCGAACCCAAUCCACAUUCAUUAUAUGGUCUGUGGGUUGGGGAAGGCGAACGCCAGCCUUCUUCCUUUGGAAAAAGAAACGAAAAAGGGUUGGUGCCUGUUCUUCUAGGAAGCACCACUUCCCCCAAGCUGGGGAUUUUGAUGCUGUAGGACAUGGGGUUUCUCAAAAUCCAUCCAGAGCCGCAGCACACAAGUGCGACUGUAAAUCUUUUAAACUUUACAGCGAUUCCAGCGUCCCACCAGCGUAGGACUCGCUGCCUCGGUGUAGCAGAAACCAAGCCGUUUUAAAAGCCGUCCUCUUCCGUUGCUGCUGAAGUCUUUGCUUUUUCAUUCGGGCGCAUGGUUCUUUCCACGUGCUUAUUUUUCACGACUAGCAUGUUAAGGUCGAUAAAGAGGGGUUAUACAGGGGUGGGCUGAUUCGUCUGCGGUUCUGGACGUUGGAAGGGGACACAGAAGUUUGGUACACGGGGGUCUCUUAAGAAAAGAGUUCCUCUUGUAGUUAUCACUGGGUGGCACUUAUUAUAUAGAGAUUGCAUUUUCCAUAUGUUUAGAAAGUAGGUGGGGAUUAAGAAUAAAAGUAGAAUGGUAUAUGGUAGUGGUUAAGAUGGUGGUCAGUGUCUUUUUUAUGUAUGCAAUCUGUAUUUAACUUUUGUCUCCACAUUUUGGAUGUGGGGUUUUCUUUUAUAAAAGGGAAUAUAGGAGGAAUUUAGCACAUAGGUUAGUCCCUUAAUAGAUAGUGGUAGCCUCUGGUACAGUUUUUAUUUUCCUUUUUUGGUAUAAUGUCUCUUUCAGUCCAUGCUGCUGUCUUUAGUGGAAGAGUGGGCAGAGGUGCAGCUGAGAUGUCUGUAAUGACCAGCUUAAAAGCUUGUAGGGGGGGGAAUUGUGAAAAUGCUGGACAUGAUUUUAAUGACCUCCUUUCUCCCCACUUCUGUAAAGCUGUAAAUACUUUAUUUAGUUAUUUGUGAGGCAGUGUCAUAUUGACACUUAUUUAAAAGUCUUCAAAAUAGGGAACAGGUCUUGUUUCCUCCUGGGGUUUUUAAGGGUAUCUUUUUUUAAAAAAAAUAAAUAAAUUCAAAACCUAACCAUUUUUCUUUGUGUGUUAGCAAAGGGAGUGAUGACUAGUCAGGUUACUAACGGAGUUUGUCAGCCAGCAUCUGGAAGGGAGGCGCCUUGAGCCUUUUUUUAUGCAGAUGCCUGUGUUGUUGUUGUUGUUGUUGUUGUUGUUUUUAAACAACCUAAUAAAAUUUCCAAAGAAUGCCUAGAUCCAUUUUUGAGGGUUUCCCAUGAUUUCUUCCCAGCUCAGUCGAUGGCUAAAGAAGGCAGCCUGGUUCCCAAAGGGAGGUCGAGGUCAUAGACCAGAAGCCACGAUGAGAUUCCUCCGGCCCCGAUUGGUAGCUCUGAAAGUUAGCGCUGUGGAAGGUGCUGAACAGAUACCUGAACAGUGACUCGGUGGACGUGGUCCCUGCGUUCCCUUCAGUUACGAAAAAUAAUAGGAAAUCUUGACCCACUUUUUUUUUUUUUUUUUUUUUUUUUUGGCCUCCCGCUAGAGGGCCAGCUCCAUCGCUCCAUAUAUAUUAUUCAAGAGGCAGGAGCGGCUGCUUUUCCUUUGUGCACUGUGUUAAUUGGGACCUGAAAAGCCGAGAUAAAAGAUCGGGUGUUCAAUGUGGGUGUGUGAUUUUUGUGUUUUGAAACAGAUCAGAUGACUGUUCUGCCCAGCAGGAGAACUUGGGGAAUUAAAUCCAAGCACCCCCGUCCUCCCAGCCGUCUGCUUCUGUCCACAUUUCAGUGCAAACGGACAGCAGCUAAUAGAAGUGGGUUUUAUUUUUUUAAUGUUUGCCUUGAAGUGUUUGGCGGAAAGCAAUCUGAAGGGAGGGUUGCGUUUGAAAAUAUGCCUUUGUCUUCUUAAGUGCUGCUGCUUGUUUCAAGUGGGAUGGGCCAGUGAUGCUUGCCAGAUAACAUGGAGGAGCAUGCUGGGCUUUUUCUUUUUCUAAAUAGAAGAAAUUGCAGUUUUUCAAUAAGACUCCAGUUGACAUCAUGCUGGUCCUGUCCUGCUCUUGCCUGUUUGCAGUCACAGAAACAUCACUGGCUGCACCCAGGAUCAGUGUUACCUUCCUGUCCUUAGUUCCACUGAAGCCUUGCAGUGCUCAAGUGUAGGGGUUUGGAACUUUAGGCCCAGUAUUGACCAUUCAGAGUAUUUUUUUUAACAGGAAGUGGAAAGGGUCAUGUCUCCUUCCCCAGAGGCACCCCCCCCUUGGGCUUGUUCAGAAAACAGCCAUUACUCAGUUUAAAAAAAACAAAACAAAACAACAGGCAGGUAUGAAUGGAACAAUGGAAGAUCCCUUGUCCGUUCUCUGCUCUUCUUGGAUGGGAUGAGAGCGGCAGACAGGUAAUAUUUGAAAGGCCACAAACAGCCCACCUCGCGGGGGGGGGCAAGAAACUACACAUUCCAUCCUUAUGCCUUCCUUGAACACUGGGAGGAUGAUUCCACGAGCUUCCCACUAGAAAAGUAUUCUCCCUUGUGGCUUGAGCGGAGGGUUUUGAAUGGGGUGGCCCUCCGCCCCCUGCUGAGGAAGCAGCCCCCCCCCCCCCUCUUGCAGCCAGAAGCUUUCCCUCCUUCUAACACACUUCCCAGUCUCCUUCCCAGCUGGCUGGGGAAGGGGAUCUCGAAAACCUGUCUGUCUGCCAAGGCCCACGCUCUCGUCUCCUGCUGACUUCAACUCUUUUUUGGCUCUUUGGGAGAGCGAAGGGCAGGCCAGCCGAGAGAGGCCGGGGUGGGUGGGGCGCCUUGGCAGAAGAUUGUCAGGAAAGAGCUGGUUUUAAGCAGGUUGCUUGCAAAAUGUCCAGACCAGUCAUUGGUAGGGUGCCCUCCCGACGCGGGGGUCAGCCAAGGCAGAAAACUUCAGGUAGGUGAGACAUUCACAUUCUGCUGCUCGUAGGAACGUUUGUGCCUGGUCUUCCUUGCAAUUCUCUUAUUUGAGGCAUGUCGCUAGCUAGUCGCCUGUGGUGAGUAGAGUGAGUCUAGACAGGUAACCACAUCUGCCUUACCAAAGUUGAGUCUUCUAUUCUUUCCCCUUUUGAAAUACAAAUGAUGGGCAAAGGUCUAUGAGUGGGAAGGUGGGCCACUAAAGAUUUCUGCGAGCCAGUGACUGUUCGUGGCUCUGUUAGCCCACCUUGCUGGUAGGAAAUCCUAUGCGGAGCACUUUAUUUAUACCAGGAAUGGUUUGAAAUGGAGGCCUCUGGUGUUCUUGUAUAAAAAAGCAUGGUACAAAAUUGCUGCGUGUUUGCUGUCUUGGCUGCCUGAAACGUGCCUAGGAGGUUAUAUAUAUAUAUUUUGCAGCUGAUGGGUAUUGUAAUUCUAGCAGAGCGCCUUUUUGAUUGGGCCUUGCUCGAAAAGACAGCUGACUUUGUCAUGAAACAUUGGGGGGUAGAAGAUUCCCCCAAUUAAUCACGAUUUCCUUAGAAGCCAUGCAUAAGCUCCUGAUGCUGUUCAGUGUGAUUUUUACAAGUGGUUCAGUUUUAGGGAGAGGUUCCCCCCCCC